Messenger RNA from Trametes versicolor FP-101664 SS1, 3981 nucleotides. Its product is annotated as GAMM1 protein. NCBI's taxonomy places the organism in Eukaryota, Fungi, Basidiomycota, Agaricomycetes, Polyporales, Polyporaceae. The transcript has 27 exons. Gene Ontology annotation, cellular component: cytoplasm; nucleus. The record is from RefSeq and is a predicted model, not a curated record. The coding region runs from base 54 to 1073 and encodes 339 amino acids.
CAUCCCUCUAUAAGCCCACAGCCCCAUCCCUCUUUUCGCGCUCUCUCAACGUUAUGUCUACCGAAGACCACCCCGCCAAGAAGAUGAGGAUGGAGGCGAAGGUGAUUGGGACCCACAAUGGAACCUUCCACUGCGAUGAAGCCCUCGCCGUCUAUCUUUUGAAGCACACUAAGGAUUACGGGAAUGCAGACCUUAAGCGUACCAGGGACCCGGCUGUUCUCAACACCUGCGACAUCGUCGUUGACGUCGGCGGUGUUUAUGACGAGAAGACGCAGCGCUUCGACCACCACCAGCGUGGCUUCGAUGAGAUCUUCGGACAUGGCUUCAGCACAAAGCUCUCCUCUGCCGGCCUGGUGUAUAAGCAUUUUGGGAAGCAGAUCAUCGCCAACAGGCUGCAGCUGAGCGAGGAUGAGCCCAAGGUCGAGACCCUCUGGCUCAAGCUCUACAAGGAGUACAUUGAGGCGAUCGACGCCAUCGACAAUGGGAUCUCGCAGUACCCCGCCGACCUGAAGCCGCGCUACCGCCUCCGCACGGACGUCUCUGCCCGCGUCGGUUACCUCAACCCCGCCUGGAACCAGUCGGUGGACGCGCAGACGGUCGACGCGAACUUCCAGCAGGCAUCCGCCCUGGUAGGCUCCGAGUUCAUGAACCGCCUCGACUAUUAUGCGAAUGCUUGGCUGCCUGCUCGCGACCUGGUUAUAGCUGCUCUGAAUAAGCGCAAGGAGAUCGACCCGAGCGGCCACAUCAUCCUGUUCGAACAGUUUGCCCCUUGGAAGGAGCACCUGUUCGAGCUCGAGGAGAGCCUCGCGAUCCCCGAGGCCGAGAAGCCGAUCUACGUGCUCUACCCCGACGAGACGGCGAACAACUGGCGCAUCCAGGCCGUGCCCGUCUCUCCGGAAAGCUUCGAGAGCAGGAAGGCGCUCCCUGAGAAGUGGCGCGGUAUUCGUGACGAUGCGCUCUCCCAGCUCUCCGGUGUGGAUGGCUGCAUCUUCAUCCACGCUAGCGGGUUCAUCGGCGGCAACAAGACGAAAGAAGGCGUUCUGAAGCUCGCGAACCUCGCUCUCAACAUCUAAAGCGCCUCAUGCAAUUGUGAAGGGGAGAAUAAGAUGAGGGCUGCUGCGAAUUGACUGGCAUGUCAUGCCAGGAUCAACCGUCGAGUUGAUAGGCCACAUUGACUCUCCAGUUUGGAGAGAGCAGUACCGCGUACUUGCUUUCGCUGUCCUUCGGACAUGCGACGCCUGGGCAAACCUAGGCGUAUGUCUAUGGUGCUUGGACACGGUGGACGGCGGGCCGGAAGGGGACUCGGGCGCUCGGCCCUGGCCUACUUACUGCACGGCUUGACUCCAGCCACAUCCCACUCGACCUUCGAGUGCAUCUCCAUAUACUGCUCCGCACUCUUGCUGUACUACUACUACUGCCUAUCGUGUUGCGAUGUCGACCAAACCCAGAGUUCUGUUGACUAACGACGAUGGCCCUCCUGGACAUGAAUCUCCAUACAUCUAUGGGCUGUAUCGUCACCUCACACAAGACCUGGGAUGGGAUGUGAAAGUUGUCAUCCCCAGCUCGCAGAAGUCAUGGAUCGGGAAGGCCUACCACAUCAAGGACAUAAUCAAUGGGCGGUAUUACUACCCUUGUGAUCCUGACGGUGCGGGAGAGGUCUCGGAGGAGUCUCGACCUUUAAAGGAAGGCGAGCUUGCGGAAUGGAUCCUCCUAGAUGGUACACCGGCAACUUGUGCGAACAUAGGCCUUCACAACUUGUACCAUGGCGAGAUUGACCUCCUGAUAUCCGGACCCAACCUUGGGCGCAACAGCUCAGCCGCUUUCGCGCUCUCGUCCGGCACAAUCGGCGCCGCGCUCUCCUCUGCGCUCUCCAAAGUGCGCUCCAUCGCGCUCUCGUACGGGACCGUGCUGCACCCCACCCCCAUGGACCUGCACGAGCCCGCGCACCAGCUCGGCGCGCGCAUCAUCGGCCGCCUCUGGGCGGACUGGGGCGCGGACGCAGGCGGGCUGCGCACGGGCGAGGUCGACCUCUACAACGUGAACAUCCCCAUGAUCCCGGAGCUCCGGAGCGAGGCCAGCCUCACGAUCUGCUGGACGCGCAUCUGGCGCAACUCGUACGGCCGCCUGUUCAAGGCGCACGCUCCGGUCGCGGCGAAGGAUGCGGCGGUGGUGUCUGAGGCGGGCCCAGACUCCACCAACGAGCCGCCGCAGGGCACACAGGCGGGAUCUCUGGACAAGAAGGCGGGGUCGAAGGACUUGGGCGCGCUGGUUUUCAAGUUUGGGCCAGACAUGACCGACCUCAUCAACCCCACUGCGACGAGCGUGCCCGUUGGCACAGAUGGGUGGGCGAUCCGCAACGGCUGGGUCAGUGUUACGCCAAUGCGCGCGUCGUUUGGGGAGCCCGUGGACUGGGCUGCUGACUGUGAAGCGGAUAUGGAGUCUAGAAUCUGGAAGAUGAAGUUGUAAUGUAGCUGUAUGAUGAAGCCAGGCCACGCUGUUAUUGGUUCAUCUCAUCUAUUCGUGUAUUCGUGUGUUCGUGAGUAGCUAGGUGUCUGUCAAAGUGUACAAUGCAUCUGGCCGUCAAGGUCAUGAGAAGGUCGUAAACUAAAAGCGGACGCCUCCGUUGCGCGUGAAGAAGGGUCGAAAGUGAACGCGCCCGGAGCUUGCUCGUCACGCGUGUGUGCCGCAGCGACUCCCUCACACGACCAGGAGUGCGAGAAGGGGCAGCGCGAUACCGAGCCAGAGCACCUGGCGGAGAGUGGGAGAGUGUGGGUCAGUCCGCGCACCACCCGACACCAGGCCAGCCAAGGUCUGCUUCUUGUACACCGUCAGGGAGUUGAUGUCCCAUGACGCGUUCACGAAGUUGCUCGGAUCCAUCAAGCGAUCGGGGCACGUACCAGGGCAGCCCGAGGUAGCGUACGAGUUGCCUGCCCAAUCGCCGCAGAAGGUAAUGUCGAAGACGAUCGAGUGGUUCACGAAGUUCGAGAUUGGGUCACACCCAUCCGGAGCUAGCAUUGCGACGGGUUCGCCCCAGCUGGAGGGAUUCGGCUGCCCGUUGAGGACGUCCUGUGGAACGGCAGCCCGAUAGAAUGACCAGACGGCGAUACCCUCGUCAUCCCAUUUCAUCGCGAAGACGCCGCCGCCUUGCGCGUCGAAAAUAGGACCAUAGGACGCACGGCUCCACUCCGUCACACCGCAACCCGCGUUGCUAUUCGCGGUACCGUCGCAAUCGAGGUUUAGUUGUCCGUUCGAGCCCACGAUAGUGCCCGUGAAAGUGGUGUUUGGGUUGAGAGUACAGUUGGGACCGGUGUGCCAUGUCACUUGGUUGUGCGCAUUAUCGUGCACGCCUUCGAUGAUAUCUAUUUCACCAGUGUAAGGCCACUGCCCUCCACCAAGUGUCCACCAUGCAGGCCAUACACCACAACCCCAGGGUGCGCGGUUCAAGUCAAGAAUGAACAGCCCUGUAUUGUACUGCGUUUGACUGGAUAUGCGGACGCUAUUACGGUUAACCCCAGAUGCUAGCGAGGUAGUGUCGUCUCCUUUCAUAAUGACCCUCCCAUCGCUCGUCACGAAGGACAGGUUGUUGGCGAAGGCCGUGUCCCGGUCGGUGUAGUUGACCGUUCCAUGGGUGGGGUCUUCGCCGGUGAAGAAGUUGAACGUAUCGAAGAAUGUCGAACCCUGGUAGAUGUCUUGUACCGACCAAAUGAAGCUCGAACCGUUCGCGCUGGUCUGAAGCUGGUUCGCCCGCUUGUCAAGGGUAACGGCGUGUGAUUUGGUGGCAUGCUGAAGCACUAACAGCAAUCCCGCUCUCGCGGAGAAAGACUUCGAGGGCAAGGGUUGCAGAACAGAAGCAGCAAGCAAGGACAAUAGCGUCAAAGGAAGAACGGACGGCAUCGCAGCGAGGAAGCAGGGGGGCAAGGGACGGGGUCUUGGUGAGUGCACGCAGACAGAUGACGGCACCACGGUUUAUAUGUCCCAGCG